Rotaria sordida is the source of this 567-nucleotide messenger RNA. Lineage: Eukaryota; Metazoa; Rotifera; Eurotatoria; Philodinida; Philodinidae. The record is from the annotation of a GenBank genome assembly.
ACAACAACUCAUCGAACUCCAAAUACAUUACGUGGACAUCGUCCAAGUGCCCAACUUGAAGAUAUAUUAAAUACAGUAGAUCGUUUACAACGAUUUCGUCUUAAUGAUCAACGAACAAAUCUUCCAUCAACAAUUAGUCAUGAUGAUAAUAAUAAUAAUACUUCAACAACGAAUGAAAGUCUUUCACAAUUGAAUGAACAAUUUUUUGAUCAACUAGCUAAAUGUCAAGAUUCUCGUCUUGAUGAUCAACGUGCUGUACUUAUACCGAUACAUAAUCAUAAUGCAUCUAAUGAUAAUUCAUCAACAAGACCAACAUCAGCAUCAUCAGCAAUAAUAUCAACAACAACAGCAAUAGAAUCACUAUCGAGCAAUUCAUCGAAUGAAUCAACAUCAAAAACUUUACCCGAUGAUGAUUUUUUUUCACUUCUUAAUCGUUUACAAUCACGUCGUAUUGAUCAACAACGAACAUGUUUACCAACAACAACAACAACAACAAAUACAAAUUCUCCACUUGCAUCACCGACUUCUAGUAGCACACCAUCAAAACGAACCCGUGUAAAACAAUAA